Messenger RNA from Nipponia nippon (crested ibis), 3870 nucleotides. The record is from RefSeq and is a predicted model, not a curated record. NCBI's taxonomy places the organism in Eukaryota, Metazoa, Chordata, Aves, Pelecaniformes, Threskiornithidae.
AUGGCCUCGCUGCUGUCCCUCCAGGAGGAGAACCGCAUCCUGCAGCAGGAGCUGUCGCGCGUCGAGGAUUUGCUGGCUCAGAGCCGGGCCGAGCGCGAUGAGUUGGCCAUCAAGUACAACGCCAUCAGCGAGCGGCUGGAGCAAACCCUGCGACUGGAAACGGGCGAGCGGGAGGCGGCGGAGAACCGGAGCUUGGCGCAGCACAACAUCGAGCUGCGGCGGCUGCUGGAGGAGGAACAAGCCGCCUACAAGCGCAAGCUGCAGGCGUACCAGGAGGGCCAGCAGCGGCAGGCCCAGCUGGUGCAGAAGCUCCAAGCCAAGGUAAAUCUUUUCGGGGGACACGGGGACAUUUUGGGGACCCCCACCAGUGUCACCCACCCCAUCCCAUCCACCCAGGUGUUGCAGUAUAAGAAGAAAUGCGGCGAAGUGGAGCAGCAGCUGCUGGAGAAGGCGACAGAGCUGGAGCAAGAGAGGCUGACGGUGAGGGAUGGUUUUGGGGGGUGCCCCUGCCCCGAACCCCCCCAAAGCAGGGUGACGGCGAGCGGGCUGACGUCCCCGCAGAGCCAGCUGGAUGCCAGCGGCUCGCAGCCGGAGGAGGAGAGCAGCAACGAGCUGGAGAAUGCCCUGAUCCGGCUGGAAGAGGAGCAGCAGAGGAGCAGCAGCCUGGUGCAGGUGAACUCGAUGCUGCGGGAGCAGCUGGAACAAGCCAACGUGGCCAACGCGGCGCUGAGCGAGGACAUCCGCAAGCUGACGGCCGACUGGGCGCGGGCGCGGGAUGAGCUGGAGCAGCGGGAGGCGGAGUGGAGGCGCGAGGAGGAGUCCUUCAACGCCUACUUCAGCAACGAGCACAGCCGGCUCCUGACCCUCUGGAGGCAGGUGGUGGCCUUCAGGCGUCACUUCGGCGAGAUGAAAGCCACCACCGAGAGGGAUCUAUCGGAGCUGAGCCACGAGGCGUCGCGGACGGGCAGGGCUGCCCACGCUGCCUGCCUUCACCUGGCCGCCAACCUGCGGCUGGCCGCACAGCUGGAGGAGAAGAUGGCGGCGCGGGCGCGGGACGCCGACCUGGAGAAAGCCGCCCUCGGAGCCAGGUUGGCGGAGCUGGCGGCGGCCCUGGAGCGCCUGCGGGCUGAGGAUGGGGAGAAGGAGCGGGCAAUGGAGGCGCUGACCCUGCAGCUGCAAAACCUGGAGGCCUCGCGCGCCCAGGAGCCGUCGCCAGCGGAGGUGGAGGCUUUGCGCUCAGAGGUGGAGCUGCUCCGUCAGACGCUGCAGGAUGUCACCCAGGUGCUGGGGGAGCGGCUGCGGGCAGAGGAGGCGCUGGUGGGGGAGCAGCAGCGGGCGGGCGCCCUGCAGCAGGAGCGGGCGCGCCGGGGGGGACACGGUGGGUGCUGCAACCCCCUCUUCCCCGCGGGUGCCCCCACGGGUGCGGGCAGCCAGCAGCAGGUGGAGGAGCUGGAGGCGCAGCGGGCUGGGGCGCAGCGGGAGCUGCUGGAGGCGCGGGGCAAGGCCCGGCGCCGUUUCGGCAGGUCGGAGAAGGAGGGGCGGGGGAGCAGCAUCUCCCAGCUGCAGCAGCAGCUGGCCCGGCUCGACACCCGCAACCAGCAGCUGGAGGCCGAGGGCCGGACCCUGCUCCAGGCCAAGGAGAUGCUGGAGGCGGAGCUGGGUGCUGCACGGCUGGAGCGGGAGCAGGAGCUGCAGGCCCGGCGGCAGGCGGUGGCGGCGGCUGAGACAGCGGCGGUGACGGUGGCCCUGCAGAGUGCCCGCGACGCGCACCGCGAUGAGCUCGACCGCCUCCAGCGCGAGAAGGAGGAGCUGGAGGCCGAGCGGGGCCGGCUGGCGCGGGAGCAGGAGGAGCUGGCGGCCGAGCUGGUGUCGAUGCGGAGGCAGCGUGAGAGCGAGAAGCAGCAGGCGCUGGCGCUGCAGGAGGAGGAGAGGGCAGCGCUGGCGGAGACGCUGCGGGGGCUGCAGCAGAGCCUGGCCGAGGCCACGGCCGAGCUCGAGCAGCAGCGGCGCGAGGUCACGGGUCACCAGGAGAAGGAGCAGGGGGCAGGGCGGCGGGAGCUGCUGGAGGCGCAACGGGAGGCCCGGGAGAGCCGGGAAGGCCGGGAAGCGCAGCGGCGGCAGGCGCAGGAGGCACGCCGAGCCUUGGGAGAUGAGGCGAGGGAGAAGGAGGCCCUGCGACGCUCCAACGAGGAGCUGCGGGCGGCACUGCGGCGUGCCGAGGGCGAGCGCAUCAGCCUGAAGCGUGCCAGCGAGGAGAAGGAGCAGCAGCUGGCGCUGGUGGAGGACGGGCGGGCAGCAGCGGACCGGGAGGUGACGGAGCUGCGGGCAACCCUGCGGGAGCUGGAGCGCGCCCGCCUCGACGCCCGCCGCGAGCUGCAGGAGCUGCGCCGGCAGGUGAGGAGGAUGGCAGGGACCCCCCCCACCCAUUCGGGGUGCCACCAAGCCACCCCCAUCUCCUUUGGGCAGGUGAAGGACCUGGACAGCGAGAACAGCAAGAGGAGCAAGGAGGUGGGCGAGCUGCAGGCGCGCGUGGCCCUGGAGGAGCAGCGGGAGGAGGAGAGCCGCCGCGAAGCCUUCGGCCUCAGGCAGAAGGUGGUGGAGAGUGAGGCCGGCACGGAGGCCGCCAGGAAAGAGCUCCAGCACCUGCAGCGGCGGCUGUCGGAGGUGGAGGGCGAAUUUCGGCAGCGGGAGAAGGACCUGGCCCGCAGCUUGGAGGAGGCUCGCGGCAACGAGAAGAAGCUGCUGGCUGAUGCCCGCAACCUGCAGCUGAAGGUGGAGGCGGCGCAGGGGGGAGUUGGCGAGGCGCUCCGCCGGGCUGCCGAAACCCGCCUGGGUGGCAUCCAGUCCGCCCUACGCCGUACCAUGGGCAUCGGCCGGGCACGGGCCAGCUCCCCAGGCAAGGGUGGGGGACCGGAGGGGUCGGGGAGCCCUGGUUCAUCCCCAGACCCCGAUGCAGCGACCGAGCCCGAGGCGGUGCGGGCAGCCCUGCGGGAUUUCCUGCGCGAGCUGCAGGACGCGCAGCGGGAGCGGGAGGAGCUGCGGGUGCAGGUGGGCAGCCUGGGCCGGCGGCUGGCGGAGGCAGAGGAGGAGCGGGACAACGCCAGCGCCCGGGCGCAGCAGCUCCAGAAGCUGGUGGCUGAGAGCGAGGAAGGUGCUGGGGGCGGGGAGCUGAGCAGCGCCCAGGCCACGUUGCUGCUGCAGGAGGAGACGCUGCGACGGGGCGAGCGGGAGCGGCGGGCGCUGCGGGAGAAGGUGAUGGCGCUGGAACGGAGCCUGCACGCCGCCGAGGGCGAGCGUCGAGCCGCCCAGGAGAGGAUGAGCGCGGUGCGAGCUGGCGAGGCCGAACUGGAGGAUGCCAAGCGGCGUCUGGAGGUGGCGGAGAGCCGGAGCACCCGCCUGGAGCUGCAGCAGCGGGUGCUGGAGGGCGAGCUGCAGCGGGCACGGCUGGCCCUGGGCGAGCGGCAAGCGGAGGUGCGGGCGAUGCAAGACCGUGCUGAGCUGCUCCAGAAACAGCUGGCGGAGAGCGAGCAGCGCGCCGGUGCCGUGCAGCUGGCGAUGGAGCGGUUGAGCGCGGCAUUGACGGAGAGCGGCUCGAAGGACGAUGCACAGAGCGUGACGGCGACGUUGGCCGACGGCACCACGGCGCGGGUGGCGGUGCUGGAGCUCCCAUCGCCGCCGAGCCCCGGGCCCUCGCCGGAGCUGCAGCGGGAGCUGCAACGCCUGCGCCUCGCCCAGCUCCAAGGCCAGCGGACGCUGCAGGCUGGGGCAGGCGGCCACCGCGGCCUGGAGGAGCGGGUCGCGCUGCUGAAGGGGCAGGAGGCCGAGGUCGGGGGGGAGGCGGUGGCUCCUUCUCCGUCCCGGCACUAUUAA